UGUCCCUCGUUUCUCUUCUUGCUCGUCAUCACCUCAGCUCUCGAUUCGACCGUCCAGCGAAGGGCUAUUGUUGAGCGAGGAUCAAAGGUUAUGGGCCGUUGAAGUAUCGCUUGUAGAGCAGUACGAGAAAAGCAAAGCAUCCGUGCUGAGCAUGCAAAGGAGCUGGAACAGGACCCUGUGGCACGCGCGAUAACACAAACGGGCCUGCCUUGAGCCGCCUUCGACCCAGCAUCUGCCAGUUCUCUCGCUGCGAUGGGUAUCUGGAGCCCCAAAAAGCAUUACCUCAACCAGGUCGGCUUCGAGCAACACCAGGAUCAGCCUAAACGCAUCUCCACCUCGGCCGGCCACCGUCUCACCGUCAUCCUCGAAAAUGGAGCCUCCGAUUCUCACACUUCGAAGACACGUGAAGCGCAUCGUGAUUCGAUACGGAAGAGCGGGUUGAGUGCUAUACUGGCCGAUGUACCAGAGGAUCGGGGUGCGAGUGCGCACUCAAGCGGGUAUAGCUAUAAUGUAUGGAGCGAGAACGAAAAGUUUGCAGCGCUGCGGAACCACAAGCAAAUCGCGAAGAGAGGGGGUUGGAAGAGGUUACUGACCAUACUCGCGGUCAUCCUCUUGUUAAUCAUCGCAUUGGGUGUCGGUCUGGGUGUGGGAUUAAAGAAGAAGUCUGAAAGCUCCUCUUCCAGCACACCCACCACCAGCUCAAACUCCGAUUCCGGCUCUGCAGACACUCCCGCCUCUCCGACUUCCACCUCAACGUCAAGUGCGAGUUCAAGCGCCCAGCCUUCUAACUUCCCUCUCGGUACAUACAGCCUCGUAACCUUCCUUGACACAGUCCAAACGAACUGCACGUCCAACCCAUUGACUUGGACAUGCGCGCCCUAUACCGACUACUACACAUCGGUGUCCAAGUCUCAGGCAAUUUUCAACUGGAUCAUUUCCGGCUCGAAAGACGCCUACAAAAUCUCGUCCACCGACAACCCCUUCAGCAUAUCUUUCAAGAACGCCGACCUGGAACUUCUAGAUGAAGGCAAGGAUAAUGAACGCUUCCGCUUCCAGAUCGAUCAAACCAAGACGGUCAGCCCAAGCACGAACCUGACGUCCGAUAACGCAGCUGUAGAGUGCGACUUCGUAGGAAAUCUGCAGGGUGUCAUGUACACGAAGAUGGCGAAGGAGUAUCCGAGCGACCAAGACCCGGAUGCUAGUACAACCUACACCACGUGGCCGUACGCUGUAAAGGUCGAGCAAACCGCAGCAGGCGGUAACAACGUGCCCAGCUGCUACAAAACUACUUCGAGUGGGCAGCAUGGCGAGUCUGUCAGCCUUGAGGCAGAGGUUGAGACCACAAUGUGCUCGUGUCUGUACAAAAAUUGGCAUACGCCCAUGUAACCGCGCUUCAACAUGUGUAUAAACGGCGCUUGUAAGAGCAGAGUGCAUUCGGUAUUGUGUCAGGGCGUUUCAGCUUAUUUGUAUGUUCUUUAGCGUGGUGUUCAUCUCUUUUGUCAACACAAGGGAACUGGUCCCAAACGAUCUUACAUAGCUGUUAAUUUCUAUUGUCUAACCAUGCCCAUUGAGCCUGUUGUAAAUUUUCUGUUGUGCAAGGUGGUAAAUAAUGAUUC
This is a messenger RNA of Paraphaeosphaeria sporulosa, 1616 nucleotides long. RefSeq lists its product as uncharacterized. The coding region runs from base 253 to 1386 and encodes 377 amino acids. NCBI's taxonomy places the organism in Eukaryota, Fungi, Ascomycota, Dothideomycetes, Pleosporales, Didymosphaeriaceae. The record is from RefSeq and is a predicted model, not a curated record. The transcript has 2 exons.